Messenger RNA from Hipposideros armiger (great roundleaf bat), 1420 nucleotides. RefSeq names its product chromosome unknown C19orf38 homolog (gene CUNH19orf38). The record is from RefSeq and is a predicted model, not a curated record. Bases 241 to 927 code for a protein of 228 amino acids. Lineage: Eukaryota; Metazoa; Chordata; Mammalia; Chiroptera; Hipposideridae. The transcript has 7 exons.
AACCAUGGCCACCAAGGCACGGAGAGGUGCCAGGGUCUGCUGUGUUCCCAUGGAAGGGGUGGGGAGAGGAGAGAGUCCCUUUCAGCACCCUAGUGCAUGUGCAACUUCCUGCCUGUGAGGAAACACUCGACUCAGAUUAGCCCAGCUUCUCCUUUCCCUUCUCUGGCCUCAGAGAAGCUGUGGUGAUCCGUGGGCCGCGCUGGCCUCAGCCAGAUUGCCUGGCCAAACGCAGGAGGAGCUAUGCCCUGGACUGUCCUGCUCUUUGCAGCUGGCUCCAUGGCCAUCCCAGCACCAUCCAUCCUACUGGUGCCCCCACACCCCAGCAGCGAGGAGGACCCCAUCUACAUUGAAUGCAUGGCCCCCAGGGGCUUCCCAGGGGCCAAUUUUACGCUGUACCAAGGGGAGAAGGUGGUCCAGCUCCUGCAGGCCCCUGCAGACCAGCUCCGGGUCACCUUCAACCUAAGUGGAGUCAGGGAGGCUGCGGGAGGAAAGUUCCACUGCCAGUAUGGUGUGCUAGGCGAGCACAGGCAACCUCAGCUGUCAGACCUCAGUGAGGCCGUGAAUGUCUCCUUCCCAGUGCCCACUUGGAUCCUGGCAGUCUCCUUGAGUCUGGCUGGAGCCCUCCUCCUCCUUGCUGGGCUGGUGGUCAUUGCCAUGGUGAUCAGGAAAGUGAAAUUUAAAAAAUUGCAGAAGAAAAGAGAGCAAGAAUCCUGCUGGGCCCAGAUUAACGUCACCACAGACAUGUCCUUCGAUAACUCUCUGUUUGCCAUCUCGACCAAAAUGACUUCAGGAGGAGAUGCAGCCACGCUGGAUGCUCUCUCAGGCUCCAAUGCGACUCCUGACAACUUUGGGCCCCGGAAGAGGCCUACCUCCACAUCAUCUUCGCCUGAACCCCCUGAAUUCAGCACCUUCCGGGCCUGUCAGUGAGGCUGAGAAUUGGGCCUCUCUCUCUCUGUGUGCUCUGCCCUCUGUUCAGCCCUCUCUCAUUUGAACUGGCCGGGCUGCGUGGGAGCCAAGGUCCCUUCAGCUACUUUGAGGGGUUCUAGCUGCUGCUUUCUCAGGGAACUGAACAGUGACAAAGAGACCCCUGGCCUUGGGGUUCUGCUCACAGAGGAGCAGGAGUGGGGGAGGGGGUGCAGGCAUUGGCCCAGAAGCUGGACAGAAUGCAGGAAGCUUCUCUUUGGAUUCCCAGCUUCUCAGACCACCAAGAAAGGAGAUGUUAAGAUCCCUUCUGGCCCCCAGCUGGGCCACAAGAGGUCUGAGCUCUCCGCACAAUCCUCCGAUUUCCUCUUCCCUUGCCACACCUGACUGGGCCAACCUACAUGGGUUUUUGGAGCAUAGGGUACCUGGGGAGUAUGUUCUGUGUGUCUGCCUUGCUGGCAUGCCUAAGUUAUUAAUUAUAGCAUGUGUUGAGCUGUUC